AUGAAGUCAACACUACAUAAACGCUUGCUUCUUAGGGAGCAAGGUGAUAAUACUUUGUACUCCAGUGUUCGUGGAAUAUAUGGUGAUAAGGCGUGGAUCGACGACUUGGACAUAGUUAAUGAACUGGGAGGGCAUAAUGGCUGCGUCAACGCUCUAGCAUGGUCAAACUCUGGAAAGCUUCUUGCAUCGGGUUCCGAUGACAAACACUUGAACAUCUUCUCUUAUCAACCGGAAUCAAGUGACGUAUCGUUCUUCCUCAAAACAACUGUUAUUACAGGCCAUUCAGCAAACAUAUUUUCUGUGAAAUUUAUGCCACAUUCGAAUGACGGGACACUGAUAUCCUGUGCCGGCGAUUCCGAAGUCCGUGUUUUUGAUAUCGAACAUCAAGGGAGAUCUGCAAAUACAACGACCCCUGCCUUUACUUCUGCUCGACGACGAAGGAUUAAUAAUUUCUUCAGUGGAAUGUGCUAUCUAACAGAAAAUAACACAAAUUCCAGAGUGUACAGAUCUCACGCCGAUCGAGUCAAGCGAAUUGUGACGGAAAAUUCACCUCAUCAUUUUCUAACUUGUUCAGAGGAUGGGGAAGUGAGGCAAUGGGAUUUGCGUCAACCGUCGUCUGCAUAUCCAUCUCCCCGUGGUGGUCAGGGGUUCAUGGCGUUCAGACCAGGUUUGAGACACGACGACUCCAAUGUACCUCCACCCUUAAUAUCGUAUAAACGAUAUAAUCUCGAUUUGAAUACCAUAUCUUGUUCCUCGAGCCAACCACACUACAUUGCUCUUGGGGGUGCUCAUCUCCAUUGCUUCCUACACGAUAGGCGGAUGCUAGGUCGUGACUUAGAGGAAGAGCGCGGUCAGCCGGGAAGCUACAGCCCUCCUAAGUCUUGGCAUGAAAACGAGCUUAUGGGCAAGGCUACACGCUGUGUUAGGAGAUUUGCCCCACGAGGCCAGAAGAGGAUGAAGAAGAGAGACAACGGACAUAUUACGGCUUGCAAAAUUAGCAAUGCUAACCCAAAUGAGAUGAUUGUCAGCUGGUCUGGAGAACAUAUUUACAGUUUUGAUUUGGUUCGUAGCGAUGAUGCGCUGGGCCACAAAGAAGGGGAUGGAAAGGAGUGUUUGAAUGGCACUGCCUCCGGAAGAGCCAAGAAGUCAAAGAACCGAAAAAGGAAGCGCGGAAAAGCCCGAUCCGCCAGCUCUACUACCAGCGGAUCUCGUCAUCAGUCGCGUCUCCGGCCUGAAAGCAACGAAUCAGAAGAUCUAGCUUUUAGAGUCCGUUAUAGGAACGGUGAGCUUGAAGAUAUCCCUUUCGACUCACUUCCAGGCACAAAUUCUGCCGACACUCCCCAAGAAGUCCUAGAAAGAGCACGUGAAUCUGUCCUCAAUGAGGCGCAAAAGCUGAGCCUUCGUAUAGCCAAGGGGCUUGUUGAAGUUCGAAAGUUACUUUUUUCAGUUGAUUCUUGCACUCGUGAGGCGGCCGAGGAGCAGCCAACCUCUGAUCCCACACCAUAUACUUCUUCGUUUACUGCUGUCCUUGGCCUCGCAGCAACGUAUUUACCCGAAAUGGACGAUGUAAUAAGGAAGUGGACGUAUCCUCUAAACCCCACUCAUGCAGAAGUGGUUUUCCAACAAGCUCUACGCAGUAAUCGAGAAUCAUCUCGUCGAUUUAUCCAGGCCUCCGGUACUUUAGCCAGGGCCCUUGGCGGUAGAAUUCAGACAGCAUCGGGUGGUGACAGCCCACAGCUGCAAUUUUUCCGUCGUAUUGAGCCGGCUCCUACUGAAAAUGGCAUCAUUGAUCAAAGCAGCCAAUUUGGGUACGAUUUUUUAAAGGCUAUUUUACUUUGGCUUGAAGGCGGGAGAUCAGCCCUACUAGAAGGCUUCAAAGAGUCUCCUACCGAACGCCGCAAUUCAGCUAGAUUUCCUAUUACUCAAUCUGCAACAGAUGAGGCUAUCGAUACCGUUUUGAUACCAUACUUGAAGGGUUUGGCCGGAGGCAACCCGAUAGUGAACGUUGAUACGUCCAGAUUCGAGCUUGACGAGUCUCGGAUGAUAUUCACCUCUCAGUCUCAUGCAGUAAACGCCUUUGCUCAGGCAAUCAAGCUCCCUUUAGAAGAUCUUUCUGGUUCAGCAUCGUUGUCAUCAGUUGAGGGUGAGGAUAUGUUAAGUGAUGUCUCUAACCUAUCUGCUCUUGAUCGCCAUGCUGCGAUUAGAUUCUGGGGCCUAAAAGUAGGAAGGGGCAUUUUGAUGGACGUUGGUGAAGGUGUCAAUUUCGAAUUUGUCAAUCGAGCCUUUGGCGGCCUUCGAGCUACGUUGGAGGAGGACGAUAACGAGGACGAUGGGAGAGAAAGGUUACAAGAGGACAUUGAUCCUAAUGAGGAAGAACAAGAAAUCUCCGAACUCCACAUUCUCACCAGAUCCCCACAACGUCAUAAUCGUCAUUUACAGCCAGAAGUCACUUCUGAUGUUGAUGCUGAUGAGGGUCAUGAUGAUGGAAAUUCAUCCGAAGAUCAAGAUGACGACGAUGACGAUUCCUACAGUGAUAGCGAUAGCAGUGAUUAUGACUCUGAGGAGGAGAGAUUUAGGGAUGAUGAAGAUGACGAAUUUGGAAUAUCGACUCAACUACCGUCAACGUGGCGCAACUCAGUUGAGUCGCAUGUUCCCUGCUCUUCCCAUAUAAACGUCUACCAAGGGCAUUGCAAUGUCAAAACUGUUAAAGACGUUAAUUACUUUGGCUUGGAUGACGAAUAUGUUGUUAGUGGAAGCGAUGAUGGCAAUGUCUUCAUAUGGGAUCGAAAGACAUCUGAUCUACUAAACAUUCUGAACGGGGAUAGCGAAGUUGUAAAUGUUGUGCAAGGUCACCCUUAUGAACCGACGCUCGCAGUAUCAGGCAUUGACCAAACAAUCAAAAUAUUUUCGCCCGAUAGCCGAGCACAACAUGAUGCUAGCAAUGGUAUUAACAUCGCUGACCCUGAUGCUCAAUCCAAUCUUGUUGUUGGCGUCGAGAGUGUUUUAGGAGAAGGGCAAACAAGUGCACGGGGUAUUGGACUUGAGAGUAGAAAACGACUACACGACAGCUAUCAGAUUUUAAGCCAGAAUGACGUGAACCGCCAAGGGGGAAUGAAUGAGGCCUUUCUCACGAGAAGCAUGCUCGCCCGUGUAGCAGCAACGCUCAGGGAUAGACACAAUGUUAGGCUUGGAUUCGCUGGUACUAAUGCUGGGGGAGAUGAACACCAGAUUGUGCUAGAUGAGAACUGUUCUAUUUUUUCGGGGUGGUGGGCAAUGAUGGGCUGCAAACGAGCACACGACUAUCUAAACCAGUCACUUUACGAUAUCCCAUGCCAACUCAUAAUAUCAACCGUUGUCAAGUUCUUUUGCACCGCCACUAGUUUCUACGUUGAUCCAUAUAACCCAAUUCGGUAUUUACGACGCGGCCUGACAUAUGAGGCGCUUAAAUUCCCAGAUUUAGCUGCUGCAGAUGCCUAUCGUGCUUUGACUCUAUUUGAUUCCGUUAUUGACCCGCAUUCAAGUGACUAUCCGGCCAAGCAACGCGUUGGGCUCCAAAGUUCAUUGGACUCGAGUUCUACUCAAGGCCUAGAACAAUCUCUAGCGGCGCUAUCUACAAAGGACGAUACGGAUAGCAAUCAAGAUGGUGGUGGCAGUGAUGAUAACCAAAAUUAUGAACUGAUCUCAGACGAAAAGUAUAACGAAAAUAUCAUUGACGUUUACGCAUUGUUGGUGAAAUCCCUCGCGCAAUGUGGUUGUCUGAGAGAUGCGUACGAGAUCUGUGUCCAGGCUAUGAAGUUGCCUAUUGAAGGAAUCAAAACUACGCGAAACAUAGAGCUAGAAACUUUGCUCGACAAAAUUAAAGAAACUGUUGCCUCCCAUACCGGUGAUGUAUCCAGUUUUGAUCCUACGGUACUUCCUGUUCAAGGCCAUGCCAGAAGGUCGUUAUACCCAUGGAACACCCACGAACCAGACCGUAACAAACCGGCAGUAGUGCAAUUUUUGAACGAAUGUCUGGUACAGGUAGCUCCUAAGUGCGAGGUACGGACUAUUGCUUUACCUUCUUUACAUGAGAGUGUUGUGGAUGGAAAGAUUCGAGAAGACAUCACUUUGGAAGGUAGCAGCGUUUCUAUCCAGCUCGGCUUGUUUGCCAAGGAAGACAUUGCUCCUGGCGAAAUUCUUUUACAGGAAUCAUCGAUGUUAACGGCAACAAAUCGGCUACAUGAUGACAUAUGUGAUGCUUGCAAUGGCCGAUUGCCAGACCUCUCUUCGCCCGAACCGCCCGUGGCCUGUGAGGACUGCUAUGAUACUAUAUUUUGUAGCCAAAAGUGUCACGAUCUUGCGCAGAAUCUGUAUCAUGGUGCAAUGUGUGGGAAAGAUGGGCUAGAAUCUAUCGGAAAAGAUAUUCCGGAUCCAAAGGACAAGGCCGAUUAUUUAUAUCUUCUAUUACUUGAGCGUGCGAUUGCGAUGGCGGCUACUCAAGGGGUCCACCCUCUUGAACUUCCAGAAAUCAAAUAUAUAUGGGGCGAUUUCUCCGCCUCAGAUAAAAAGGAAGAUUAUAUGGAUACAAAUUUCACUAAGUGUCCUGUAUCCGCAACGCUACCGUUUUCUUUCCAACUUAACAUUGUCCAACCUAUGCGUAUUCUAGAUGAGAUGGGAAUCGACCCAUUUAAAUCAUUAGAUCAAUACGACACUUGGGUUCUCAACACCUUGUACGCCAAGUUCCGUGGGACUGCAUCUGGUCGUUUAUCUACGUGGGAUGGCGGCCCUGAGGUUUGUGCUGUACACCCCCUGUGGUGCUUGGCAAACCACAGCUGCGAUCCGAAUGUUCGGUGGGAAUGGGGCGGCGAGGUUACAUUUACUGCUAGGACUGAGGAAGAGAAGGUUAGAUGGGGUCGGAGUCCUAGCCCCGUUAAGGGUGGCAUUCAAAAGGGAGAGGAAAUUCUAAACCACUACUGUGACGUUAGUCUUCCGGUAAAGAAGAGACGUGAAUGGGCGAUGGGUGCGUUGGGAGGUGCCUGUCUAUGUGAUCGUUGUAUCUGGGAAGCCGCACAGGCGUGA
This is a messenger RNA of Microsporum canis CBS 113480, 5058 nucleotides long. Its product is annotated as wd and tetratricopeptide repeat protein. Gene Ontology annotation, molecular function: protein binding. Gene Ontology annotation, biological process: negative regulation of fatty acid biosynthetic process. The record is from RefSeq and is a predicted model, not a curated record. NCBI's taxonomy places the organism in Eukaryota, Fungi, Ascomycota, Eurotiomycetes, Onygenales, Arthrodermataceae. Gene Ontology annotation, cellular component: cytoplasm; Cul4-RING E3 ubiquitin ligase complex. Bases 1 to 5058 code for a protein of 1685 amino acids. The transcript is spliced from 6 exons.